AUGGCGAGCGACGGCGACGAGGCUCCCGCGGGGGUGGUCGGGAAGGUGACCUGCGCCGCGUGGAUACGCAGGUCGGUCGGCGGUCCGGCCGUGUCCAGCAGCCGCAGACUCCUCGUGGUGUACGGCCGCGGCGCCACCGCCUCGUCCCCGCCAUUCCUCGACCUCCUCGCCUUCGACACCACGGCGUGCGAGCUCGCCUCCGAGCCCCUGCUGAGGGUCGUGAUGGGCGAGGAGGGAGCCGACGUGGACGAGCCGCGCGCCAUCGCCGUGCACCCCGCCGGCGACGAGUUCGUCUGCGCCACCGCCAAAGGCUGCAGGCUGUUCAAGCUAGUAUAUGAAGACUUCACUAUCAACCUUGUUUCAAGAGAUUCUCCGCCGCUCCAAUCAGUUGGGCCUCAGCGAUGUUUGGCAUUCAGUACUGAUGGUACUAAGUUUGCUAUUGGUGGUGAGGAUGGGCAUCUAAUAAUAUUUCACUGGCCAAAUCUCAGUGUGCUUUUGGAUGAACCUAAAGCUCAUAAAUCCUUCCGGGACAUGGACAUCAGCUUGGAUUCAGCGUUUUUAGUAUCAACUUCGACUGAUGGUUCCGCAAGAAUAUGGAAGAUUGAUGAGGGAGCUCCACUCGUAAAUUUGACUAGAUCUUCGGAUGAGAAGAUUGAGUGUUGCCGCUUUUCAAGGGAUGGAAAGAAACCUUUCCUGUUUUGCACACUUGUAAAAGGAAAUGAUAUUGUGACUGUGGUUUUGAACAUAAGUAACUGGAAGCGAAUUGGAUACAAAAGACUCCUGCGAAAGCCUAUUUCCACACUUUCGGUUAGCCUGGAUGGGAAGUAUCUCGCACUAGGAAGCCGUGAUGGCGACUGUUGUGUUGCCGAUGUAAAGAGCAUGGAAGUUUCUCACAUGAUCAAGAAGGUUCACCUUGGCUCCCCAGUUUCCUCCAUUGAAUUCUGCCCUACUGAAAGGAUAGCGAUCUCCACCUCGCACCAAUGGGGAGCAGAGAUUACUAAGCUCGACGUCCCUGCCGACUGGAGAGUUUGGCAAAUCUGGCUGGUAUUCUUGAGCCUCUUCGUGGUAUCAGCGAUCCUGUUCUACAUGUUCUUCAAGCACACAAACCUGGUGUAA
This is a messenger RNA of Hordeum vulgare subsp. vulgare (domesticated barley), 1116 nucleotides long. Its product is annotated as SEC12-like protein 1. Gene Ontology annotation, biological process: protein secretion. NCBI's taxonomy places the organism in Eukaryota, Viridiplantae, Streptophyta, Magnoliopsida, Poales, Poaceae. The record is from RefSeq and is a predicted model, not a curated record. Bases 1 to 1116 code for a protein of 371 amino acids. Gene Ontology annotation, cellular component: endoplasmic reticulum membrane. The transcript has 10 exons. Gene Ontology annotation, molecular function: protein binding; guanyl-nucleotide exchange factor activity; GTPase activator activity.